ACUUGUUGUAAUUGUAAGUUGGGAGAGACCAUUUUAGGUUGGAAUAUAAGAUUAACCAUGUUGACAUUGAGAAACUCACAUGUGCACCGAAUAAGUGUCUUCAAUAGCUCAUCUUUCCCUCUAUAUAUAGGUGGGGAAGAUACUCACAAUAAUAGCCAUAUAAAUUGCUGGUUCUUGAAGCAGCGUAAACUCUCUUUUCCUACACAGAGAAAGGUUCAUAGGUGCAUGAAAGUUGUAAUGGCAAGCAGUUCCAAAAACACCAAAACCAUCACAACUUCUCAAACUGUGAAGGCCCUUGUCACUGUGAAGCAAAGAAGUGGUGGACUGCUUGGAAAUCUCGUUAAUGGAGGUCUUGAUGGCAUCAAGGACUUGGUUGGGAAAACACUCGCUUUGGAGCUUGUCAGCGAUGAACUUGAUCCAAAAAGCAAGACAGAGAGAAAGACAGGAGAGAGUAAUGUGCACAAGAUUGGGUCAACAGAGGAUGAGGUGCAAUAUGAGGUGAGUUUUGAGUUAGCAGCAACUUUUGGGAAUGUAGGCGCUGUUUGGGUACGCAAUGAGGACCACAAUGAGAUCUUCCUAAAGAACAUAGUUCUUGAUGGCCUCCCUAGUGGCCCUGUGCACUUUGCCUGUGAUUCAUGGAUUCAGCCAAACACUUCUCAUAAGAGACUCUUCUUUGCUAACAAGUUGUACUUGCCAUCAGAAACACCAAGUGGAUUAAGAAAGUUAAGGGAAGAGGAAUUGGUGGCAAUAAGAGGAAAUGGAGAAGGAGAACGAAAAAGCAGUGAUAGAAUUUACGACUAUGAUGUUUACAAUGAUCUGGGAGACCCUGACACCAACAUUGACCUCAAAAGGCCUGUUCUUGGUGGCUCCAAGCAAUAUCCAUACCCAAGACGCUGUCGCACAGGUCGAGAGGCAUCAAAAGCAGAUCCGUUGUCUGAAAAGAAAGGAUCAAACUUCUAUGUUCCACGCGAUGAGGUGUUUUCUGACAUAAAGCAAACACAGUUCACAACAACUACAGUAUCCUCAGGAAUAAGUUUGAUUUUGGAGUCCUUAGAUGCAAUUCUGUCUGACCAAGAUCUUGGAUUUGUGAGCUUUGAAGACAUAGACACGCUCUACAAAGAGGGAUUCCACUUGCCACAGCUUCAAGCCAAUGGAUUGAAUGUGCUUCAAAGGGUAAUUCCAAAGUUACUCAGUGUUGUCAAUGAUACACAGAACCUUCUACGUUUUGAUGUCCCAGAAGCAUUUAAAAGGGAUAGAUUCUUUUGGUUAUCAGAUGAACAAUUUGCAAGGGAAACUUUGGCAGGUGUCAACCCAUAUAGCAUCCAAGUGGUCAAGGAGUGGCCCUUGAAAAGUAAAUUAGAUCCCCAAAUCUAUGGUUCACCAGAAUCAGCAAUCACUAGAGAAGUCAUUGAGCCGCAAAUAAUUGGUCAUUGCACAAUUGAAGAGGCUAUUGAACAGAAGAAGUUAUUUAUGUUAGACUACCAUGAUUUAUUCUUACCAUAUGUAAGAAAAGUGAGAGAGAUUAAGGGAACCACAUUAUAUGCAUCACGGACUCUAUUCUUCCUCACUGAACAAGGAACAUUGAAACCAUUAGCUAUUGAGCUCACAAGACCAGCUAUGGAAGGCAAGCCACAAUGGAAGGAGGUCUUCAAACCAGCUUCUCAUUCCUCUUCUCAUCCAACCAAUCUCUGGCUUUGGAGGCUGGCCAAACUUCAUGUUCUUGCCCAUGAUUCAGGUUAUCAUGAACUUGUGAGCCAUUGGUUAAGAACUCAUUGUGCUGUAGAACCCUUCAUCAUUGCAACGCAUAGGCAACUUAGCACCAUGCAUCCGAUCUAUAGAUUACUGCAUCCACACAUGAGAUAUACCAUGGAGAUCAAUUCCCUUGCUCGUGAGGUGCUUAUCAGCGCAAAUGGGGUCAUUGAAAGCUCGUUCACUCCAAGAAAAUAUUCUAUGGAAAUAAGUUCUGUGGCAUAUGAUCAACUUUGGCAGUUUGAUUUGCAAGCACUUCCCAAUGAUCUUAUUUCCAGAGGAAUGGCUGUGGCUGAUCCAAAUGCACCACAUGGCCUAAAGCUAACAAUUGAAGACUACCCUUUUGCCAAUGAUGGUCUUCUUAUAUGGGAUGCCAUAAAAGAAUGGGUAACUGAGUAUGUUAACCAUUACUAUCCAAGCCCAAGCACAGUGGAGUCUGAUCAAGAGCUCCAAGCAUGGUGGACAGAAAUUCGAACAGUGGGUCAUGGAGACAAAGCCAAAGAACAAUGGUGGCCAAAUCUCAAAACACCAAAAGACCUUACAGAGAUCAUUACAACUAUAGCUUGGGUAGCUUCUGCGCAUCAUGCAGCUGUUAACUUUGCCCAAUAUGCUUAUGGAGGUUAUUUCCCUAACCGACCUACAAUUGCUAGAAAUAACAUUCCUACAGAAGAUCCUUCUAAGGAAGAGUUGGAAAAACUGAUAAAUAGUCCUGAGAAAAUAUUUCUGGAGUGUUUACCAUCACAAAUCCAAUCAACCUUGGUGAUGGUUGUUUUGAAUUUGUUAUCGGAUCAUUCUCCAGAUGAGGAGUAUAUUGGACAAUACGUGGAACAAUCAUGGGUUGAGAAUCCAACUAUAAAGUCGGCCUUUGAAAGGUUUAGUACGAAAUUGAAGGAGAUUGAAGGUAUCAUAGACUCAAGAAAUGCAGAUACUAAUUUGAAGAAUAGGAAUGGUGCUGGGGUUGUGCCAUAUGAGCUAAUGAAGCCAUUCUCAGGGCCUGGAGUUACUGGAAAGGGAGUUCCAUAUAGCAUAUCAAUUUGAAGAUUGUACUUGUUAUAUAUACAUAAUAUCCUAUACUAGCUUUCUUUUUCUCAGAAAUAACAAAUUAUGAAUCAUUUGGGUGUUU
This is a messenger RNA of Vigna radiata var. radiata (mung bean), 2872 nucleotides long. Its product is annotated as linoleate 13S-lipoxygenase 2-1, chloroplastic. Gene Ontology annotation, molecular function: metal ion binding; protein binding; oxidoreductase activity, acting on single donors with incorporation of molecular oxygen, incorporation of two atoms of oxygen. The transcript has 9 exons. Lineage: Eukaryota; Viridiplantae; Streptophyta; Magnoliopsida; Fabales; Fabaceae. Bases 58 to 2787 code for a protein of 909 amino acids. Gene Ontology annotation, biological process: lipid oxidation. The record is from RefSeq and is a predicted model, not a curated record.